AUGACAUACGUUAGAACACUUGACGGACAAGAAACAAAGAGAAAUAUCUAUGGUACUAGCACAUCGCAAAUCAAUCCCAACUAUUCGAGCUCGGACUUGUCAAAUGUAAACUAUGGGACCAAGGGACCUAAUUACAAGUUCCAGAAGCCAGGGCUGUUGGGGCUUUCUAAUAGUUUCGCUCCAUUCCAGUUGCCUCCUACGCCUCCGUUUUCGAACUCGAGUACACCUGUGAAGGAGGCUGACUCGUUUGUAUUUAUUAGUCAAGAUACGAAGCAGAAAUGGUAUUUCAAGUGGCUUCCACCCAUGGAUCCUAAGAUUGUAGGCCUAUGCUUGUGCUGGUAUUUUUGCUCGAUUAUAUCUAACAAUUCUACAAAGUCAAUAUUGAGAGAGUUUCGCUAUCCCAUCACGCUUGCACAGUGUCAGUUUUUGUUGAAUUCGGCAUUCUGCAUUAUUUUGUUCGCAUGUCUCUUGUAUUUGAAGAAUAAAGGGGGUCAGGACAAAAUCAACAAGUACUUUCCGGUGGGGUCAAUUCCAAAUAUGCAUGAGGUGAGCAGCAUCAAAACACUUAUCACCCCAACACCAUUGAUCAUCUCGACCACGUUAUCCAUGGGAAUAUUCCAGUUCGUGGGACAUAUCACAUCACACAAGGCCACAUCAAUUAUACCUGUCUCAAUGGUACAUACUAUCAAGGCGUUGUCACCGUUAACCACUGUGUUGAUUAACCGUUUUGUAUUUCGGACAAAAUAUAAAAUUGUCACGUAUAUUUCAAUGGUUCCAUUGAUAUUUGGGAUCAUGCUAAGCUGCUAUAAUCCAAAACAUUUAAAAAACGAACAGUUAUAUUACAAAACUGGGAUUACUUAUGCAUUUAUUUCAAUGUUAAUAUUCGUUAUUCAGAAUAUUUCAGCCAAAAAAAGUUUGACAUUUACGGAAAAAUCGACUGAUUUACCGAUGUCAAAAGUCAAGGAUAACAAAAAGGUGGAUAAAUUAACUAUUUUAUUAUUCUGCUCUAUCGUCGGAUUUGCAUUUACGUUACCAUUCUACUUGUACCUGGAAUGUGUAAACCCUCGUGUUUCAGUCACUGAAUUGACUUCAUAUACCCUCUCAUUGAUAAUACUUAAUGGUUUGUCCCAUUUCUUACAAUCAUUGCUUGCAUUUCAAAUACUAGGAUCGAUAUCUCCUAUCAAUUAUUCCAUUGCUAACAUUAUGAAGAAAUUGCUAUUAUUUUGGUCUCAUUUCUUUGGGAAAAACAGACUAUUUCGUCUAACCAAAGCUAUGGAUUGGUAUUUACCAUUAUAG
Debaryomyces fabryi is the source of this 1296-nucleotide messenger RNA. It is a transcript of the gene SLY41, whose product is annotated as Sly41p. Gene Ontology annotation, cellular component: Golgi apparatus; endoplasmic reticulum. Gene Ontology annotation, molecular function: phosphoenolpyruvate transmembrane transporter activity; antiporter activity. Lineage: Eukaryota; Fungi; Ascomycota; Pichiomycetes; Serinales; Debaryomycetaceae. Gene Ontology annotation, biological process: phosphoenolpyruvate transmembrane import into Golgi lumen. The transcript has a single exon. Bases 1 to 1296 code for a protein of 431 amino acids. The record is from RefSeq and is a predicted model, not a curated record.